Portunus trituberculatus (swimming crab) is the source of this 4228-nucleotide messenger RNA. Its product is annotated as E3 ubiquitin-protein ligase RNF19A-like. Gene Ontology annotation, cellular component: cytoplasm; ubiquitin ligase complex. The transcript is spliced from 6 exons. Gene Ontology annotation, biological process: positive regulation of proteasomal ubiquitin-dependent protein catabolic process; protein polyubiquitination; ubiquitin-dependent protein catabolic process. The record is from RefSeq and is a predicted model, not a curated record. NCBI's taxonomy places the organism in Eukaryota, Metazoa, Arthropoda, Malacostraca, Decapoda, Portunidae. Bases 607 to 2358 code for a protein of 583 amino acids. Gene Ontology annotation, molecular function: ubiquitin conjugating enzyme binding; zinc ion binding; ubiquitin protein ligase activity.
CUUUCCCGUAGAUUUCACUGCUUGGAAUUGCCUGAGCGUUUCCAUGAGCGAGGGAGAGGAAGCGGGCGGCGAGCAUGGAGGCCUCAACACACCCCGCCGCUUCUUUCUGACUCACAACUCGGGAAAAUUACUUGAGUGUACCUUGCGGGAGGCGACGACGGAGGAGGAGUAGGAGAAGGAGGAAGACGAGGAAGGAGAGGAGGAAGAGGAGGAGACGAGACACACAGCGGUGGAGUUCUUUGGUUGGAUCAAUAUUUAGCGAGGCCCGGCUGGUGGUAGUGGUGGUGGUGGAGUGAGGGAACCCAACCCCAGGUCCCCCAGCCCAGCCACCUCCCAGGCAGCGAGUCCAGACCUCAGUGUAGUCUGAUCCGUAGAAGUGAGAGGAACGCUCCUGCCGCUCCCGUAGUGCCUCGCCUCAACGCCCUUAGAGGCUCUGACCGCAUUGCACUGUGGUGUCUUGUGUUCCCCGUGAGUCUGUGAUGCGCAGUGACGUCCCAGCAGGUUCACGAAGGCAAGGCGGCCCCCAAGCGAUGGUCUGAAGAUUCCUGAGUCUCCCCUGGUGUUUUGAAAGUAGGGGCCCGUGAGGACCACCGUGUGCCAGGCAUCAUGAGUGCCAUCCCACUGCUGCUACAGUGUCCUCAGACCCCCACGUCACAGUCGCCCAUCCACCCACCCUUGCCGCGCCGCUCCUCACACCCUUCCAAACUCAACAACCGCAACUCCUUCCCACCGGACCAGAGUCAAGAGUCCCGCUGGGCCACCCUCCUCACCAGGGCCACCCCGGCUCGCCCGUACGGCGCCUGUAACCCGGCACCCGCGCCUGACGCCGCUCCUGCCGCUGCCCCCGCCCCCGCCCCCGCCAAGUCCCAGUCUCUCUUUGGCCAGCAGGUGGCGCCCGCCCCCACCCACCAAGCUACCACAGCCCUGAGGCCCUCCCCCACCGGCACCCAGCCCCCUUCCACCACUCACCAGUCCCGCCCCUUCCCUUCCCGCCCCCUGGUGCCCACUGUGUCCUUCAACAGGGCGCUCACUUCCCCCACAGCCAUCAAACUCUUCAAUCCGUCUCGCCGCCUCAACAAGACCCAGUCACAACUCAUCAUGCCGCGCAUGAAGUCACUCUUCAGGACGGGCCAAGGCUCCCGCAAGGAGAAGAAAGCCUCCCGCCAAGGGUCGCUGAGGAGCCUUGCCAACUAUGACGAGGCCACCUCCCCUGAGCCUCUCAUCCGGAAGUCCCACACGGUGUUGGCACUGUCCUCCACCACGGGCACCGCGCCUCAAACCAAGCUGGUCAAGGAGCCCAAGACCAGCAAAUUCAACAUCCUGAGACGCAUGACGUCCUCCAAGUCUGCGGUGUUCAAUACCACCAAGCUAACCAUCCCCAAGUCGCCCUCCGCCAUGUCUGACCUGCGGCGGAUUCGGAAGGAUCCCAGUAUGCAGUUCACGCAGCCGGAGCACGACGGUGAGGGCGGCGUGUGUUCCCGCUGCACCUCCACGGCUUCCUUCACCUCUAGGAGCUACGCGGCGGGCAUGGCGCAGGACACGGUGUUCUGCAAGCUGUGCCUGUCUGACGUGCCCAUCGGGGAAAUGUAUCAGCUGCAGCAAUGCAUGUGCCGAUUCUGCAAAUAUUGCAUGGCCGUGUACGCUACGCUCAAGAUCCGUGAGGGAGACUACACGAUCAAGUGCCCGGACGCCAACUGUGACUGCAGCGGCGAACUGACCCUGGAGGAGAUGGAGACCCUGGUGGCCAGCAAACUGUAUCAGCUACACCUCAAGUUCCGCAAAAACACAGAGGUGGUUCUGGACCCCGUGAGGGUAUGGUGCCCCACGGCUGGCUGCGAGACUGUGGUCAACCUACCCAUGUCCAAGUUGGAGGGUCCCCAGUGCACCACCUGCCCCACCUGCACCACAGUGUUCUGCGCCGCCUGCUGCGAGCCAUGGCACCCCAGCCAGGCCUGCCACGCGGACACUGCAGAAGCUCUGGUGAGUGGGGCAGUGCCCAUUGACGACACCAUAAAGCGGUGCCCGUCGUGUAAGGUCCUCAUUGAGCGCGACGCAGGCUGUGCCCAGAUGUUGUGCAAGCGGUGCAAGCACGUGUUCUGCUGGUACUGCUUAACCUCCCUCGAUGACGACUUUCUGUUGCGCCACUACGACAAGGGGCCAUGCAAGAACAAGCUGGGCCACAGCCGAGCGUCCGUCUUGUGGCACCGCGCCCAGGUCAUCGGCAUCUUCGCAGGGUUCGGUCUGUUGCUGGUGGUGGCCUCCCCUCUCCUUUUGUUCGUGGGGCCCUGCUUACUGUGCUGCAAGUGUAAGCCAUGCUCCAGGCACAAGAUUGAGGAGGACAGUUUAUACGGCAUCUGAGAGGAGGCCGAAAGUAGCAGCAGCAGCAGCAGCAGCAGCAGUGGUAGCAGUGUAUGAAACCAAAGAUGAAGGCUAGGAGGAGGCCAGUGAGCGGCGAGGUGUGGGUGAUGACACGCCUCCCCUGAGGAACGCCGGUGCGGAACAUUGCUUGAAGGGGAAGUGUUUGCCGUCUUUCAGUGUCUCAAGAAUAAUCAAAUGCAUGGAAGUUACUCGUAUACACGCCAUUUAUUGUACAGCGCCGGUCAUAAGUGAGUUCACGGAUUUCUUCAAGGUACAUAAAAGAAAACAAAUGAAGAAUGAGCAGCAAACCAGCUAGUCUUCAUGACACUAUCUGAUAUCAAACAAGAGAUGUAGGAUUGAAAAAUAUGUUCGAAACAGAAUUAAAGUGAAUCAAAUAAAAAAGAAACAUUGAAAGUUUUUUGAGAUCCAUGACUUAACUUUUGGCGGGAAUUGUACACAAGAGCAUCUAUAUACAGAAAAAAAGAGCCAAAAAUAUCACACCACGGCUCUGCUUCUCUUAGCUUGUACUCUUAUGAUGAUGCUCACUUGUCUCCAUGUGCCAUGUGAUGCCCUUGGACGGUGCAAGGGUCACGCUGGUCACGCUGCAAGAAGGCGUGAUCCGUGCCCUUGGUGACUCACGGAGCACCACCACCAGUAACCUCACCAGUAUAGAGAACCUGAAGUCAUUUUGUUACUAGUGUUCACCUCACCGACAUGAAACAAACACGUCAUGACCGCUGUGCAAGUGUCGUGCGAGUGAGAGCGGUGAGUAAAGCAGUGAAGCCUCGAAGCUGCGACUGUGAAGCUUCGAGCAGCGUUCAGACGGGUUACUCACUACUACACGAGAUGCUUCAGUGAGGAGGGAAUGUGGGAUCUUUCUGUGAUCCUGCCAGGGAUAUCUGCCUCACAUCCUUCACUAUAAUGGGUAGAAGGGGCAGACAGUCACCCCGACCCCCCCAUCACCUCCCAUCACCCCAUCACCCCACCGCAGCCUCCCGGAGAGCCGAACCAAGCAAGAAAUCUCGCGCAAACUUUUUCAUUUCUCGGCAUGUCAGCUUCUGUACAUGGGCUUCUGUGUAUGUAUGAUAUGGUAUACAUACACAUGCACCUGUUUUCUUUUUUUGUUGUUGUUUUUGUUCUAGGCAUAUUUCGCUCUUAUUCCAAACAUACUCAUGUAUUGUAUGAUUUCGUCCCGUUUCAUGUUCAUUUCAUGUGAGGAAUGAUAGAUAAAGAUGUUCACAAUGACUGAUGAUGUUGAUGAUUUAAAACAAAAAUGGUGGCAGCGAUAGGACAGAAAUAAAAAUGGAAAGGAUCGAAGAAAAAAGCUGUAAAAAAAAUAUGAUUCCCCCCACCAUUACUACCACACCUAUCACUGCUGCAAACACUUUAUCUCCCCUUUUUAUCAUUUCCCUUGUAAGUAUUCUUUAACGAUACGUAUAUUAUGAUGCACAAUAUAGUGAAAAGUAACUGUGAUGCUUUGUAGCCUAAAAAAUAACGCCACUUUCUGGGUAUUCACACACAGACUGUACGUAAGUGUAGACCAUGUAUUUAGUGUGCACUUCGCUGCCUUGUGUGUGUGUGUGUGUGUGUGUGUGUGUGUGUGUGUGUGUGUGUGUGUGUGUGUUUGUGUGGCAAGGGAGUGUUAGUGAUAAAAGGGAGGUUCAAAGAGAAAGAGAAAAUAUCAGUCUGUAUAGACAAGAAAAAACGUGAAUAUUAGAAAGGAAAAAAUGUGUAAGAAAGAAAGAUUUGAGUGAAAUGAAGAAGGAAGAGAGAAAGACCUGGCGUGUAUGAACCAAAGACCCGUGUGUGUGUGUGUGUGUGUGUGUGUGUGUGUGUGUGUGUGUGUGUGACUAUAAACUCUGUAGAUAUG